GUUGUGAUGCUCCUUGCGGGUCCGCGCAAAGUUGCCUGCUGUCUGAUUCCCUGCGUCAUUCAGUGUCCGUGUUCCACGGAGGCGCCACUUUUGUUGUUAAAUAACUCAUAGGUGCGCGUUGUGGGAACCGUGGCGCUCCGCGGCGGGACGGACGGUGCCCACGAGAGCCACGUGCCUGCGGUCGCGCCGCGAUCAAACGGAACGUGGCUCCGAAAUAGGGGGAGGGGGUGACCGCGGCGUUCCGGUCCGGUCUGUCCCAACCCAAUCUCCUUCUGGAGGAAGGUCGGACCCGCGGCGAUGAGUGGACCUCACUUUACUUGAGAGAAGCAUUGGAAUAGGGGAGGGAGGAACCAAGGCUACUCCUGCUAUUGUGUGCCACGGUGUCUGCAAGGCGGGUCCAGGAGAGCACAUGAAGAAGCGGUGCCUGGGGCCCCAGGUCCUACGCCAGGCCGCACCCGGGAGCGCAUUGAGAGCGGAGAGGCAAGAGCCGGAGGAGACGGUGGAGGAAGAGCCCAUAUUUUUGCCACCCCUCCUGCAGCCAUGAGGCCCAUGCGGUCAUUCAGCAACGAUGACCGUCACGUCAUGGCCAAGCACGCGACCAUCUAUCCAUCGCCGGAGGAGUUGGAGGCCAUACAGACGCUGGUGUCCACCGUGGAGCGCGCCCUCAAGAAAGUGUCCGACUGGAUGGAUGGCCUGGUCCAGGAGGACGCCCAGGCUGCAGACUCGGAGGAGAGCAGCACUAACAGGGAGACGAGCGGCAGGAUUCUAUGUGGGCUGACGCGAGUCGGACUGCUGGCCAAGGGGCUCCUCAUCAAGGGCGACAUGGAUCUGGAGCUGGUGCUCAUGUGCAGAGAGAAGCCCACACACACCCUGCUGCGCAAACUCUCCGAUAAUUUACCCUUGCAGCUCAAGAGCUUAACAGAGGAGCAAUAUGAAGUGCACUGUUGUGUCCCGGAAGCCGCCAUUCGCGUGCACAAGUCCUCGGAUCCCCACCUUAACUUGAAGAUCACCCUCACGUCAGCGCAGAUGAGGGACGGGCAGAGUGAGGAUGAAGCGCUCCUUUCUGCAGCAGAAAUGACGGAGGACCCGCCUGACAUGUUGGACCAGCGCUGGUGUCUCGUUGCCUUGGCAAAGCUGCGGCACACCAAAUGGUUCCAGGCCAGAGUCACAGGGCUGCAGUCUUGCCUCAUCGUGCUCCGGGUUCUGAGAGACCUGUGCAACACGGUCCCCGCCUGGGAGCCUCUCAACGGAUGGCCUCUGGAGCUCAUCUGCGAGAAGGCCAUCGCCACGUACACUCGGCCCCUCGGAGCCGGCGAAGCGCUGCGGAGGGUCAUCGAGUGCGUCGCUUCUGGAAUCCUGCUCCCAGGUGGACCUGGACUGCAUGACCCCUGCGAGAAGGAGCCCACGAAUGCCCUCUCAGCCAUGACGGAAACCCAGGCUGAAGCCGUCACGUAUUGCGCACAGCACUCCUUGCGGCUCCUGGCCUUCGGACAAAUCCACCGAUUUCUAAGGAUGGAUCCGCUGCCCUUCAGAAAGCCUUGUCCAAAACACCUGUGGCUAGAAAAAGAAGGACUGAAGAGACCCUACGAAGAUGGAGCUGUGGAUGGAGACCUCCUGAAAAAGAAGUGCAGCUUGAGGAAGUUUCUCGACAAUAAAGCAAUAGACACCAGCCAACCAAUGAAUGCCCUGAUGCGCCUGAACCAGAUCCAGCCGGGCCUGCAGUACAAGCUGCUUUCCCAGUCCGGACCGGUGCACGCCCCUGUGUUCACCAUGUCUGUUGAUGUAGACGGCACAACGUACGAAGCCUCUGGGUCUUCUAAGAAGACCGCCAAGCUCCAUGUCGCUGUCAAGGUCCUGCAGGCAAUGGGAUACUCGACAAGUUUCGAUACAGACCUGGAUGCCAUGAGUGCGGACGAGAAGUCCGAUGGAGAAGGGAAGAACGAGACCGUGAACCCGAGCAAUAACACGUCAAACUCCACUGACGGCUCAAAUGUGCUGGAGGUCCGAACUCAGGGACCCAUCUUAACCGCCAGCGGGAAAAACCCCAUUAUGGAGCUCAAUGAAAAGCGGAGGGGCCUCAAGUACGAGUUGGUACUGGAGAGUGGCGGAAGCCACGAUAAGCGCUUCAUCAUGGAGGUGGAAGUAGAUGGGCAGAAGUUCCGAGGCUGCGGGCCUAAUAAAAAAGUGGCGAAGGCCAGCGCUGCCUUGGCUGCGCUAGAGAAGCUUUUUUCUGGGCCCGCUGUCCCUGCCAGCAGGAAGAAGAAGGUUCUCCCUCAGGUGAAAGGCGCCCCUGUUGUCACAGGAAUGUCGCUGUCUGCUGGUGCCCAGGUCGGCAGGAGCCAUGGGCUGGGGGCACUAACCGGAGGGGCACUGAUGAGCAGCGCUGCUGCGGCCCCAGGGUACAUCACGACAGCUUAUGGAGCCCCGUAUGGGUUCGGCGGUGCCCCAGCCGUGGCUGCCCCGACCUAUGGUUUGCCCAAGGGAAUGCUUCUGUUGCCCGUGGUGAAGGUUCCCACAUACCCAGUGCCCCAUUACUCCUUCUUUUAGGUGGACGACUUGACCGAGAGUUCCGAUCCAGCUUUCUCAGAGAUGGUAUUUUUACAGGACUGGCCUGAGAACUACAAAGGGCAUUUACCUGUCUUUUUUUUUUUUUUUUUU
Scleropages formosus (Asian bonytongue) is the source of this 2658-nucleotide messenger RNA. RefSeq names its product spermatid perinuclear RNA-binding protein-like. The coding region runs from base 541 to 2547 and encodes 668 amino acids. The transcript has 19 exons. Gene Ontology annotation, cellular component: precatalytic spliceosome. Gene Ontology annotation, molecular function: single-stranded RNA binding; double-stranded RNA binding. NCBI's taxonomy places the organism in Eukaryota, Metazoa, Chordata, Actinopteri, Osteoglossiformes, Osteoglossidae. The record is from RefSeq and is a predicted model, not a curated record.